Monascus purpureus is the source of this 661-nucleotide messenger RNA. NCBI's taxonomy places the organism in Eukaryota, Fungi, Ascomycota, Eurotiomycetes, Eurotiales, Aspergillaceae. The record is from the annotation of a GenBank genome assembly.
GCCAAGUUCAGCUUCGCGGUCGCAUUUCGGUAGUCAAGAUGGCUUCAACUCUUGCUAUGGGUCUGGGUGUUGCUACGGCCGCUUUCUUGGGCCGCGCUGGCCUCGUUGCCUUCCGCCGCUACAGGGGAGGAGUGAACAGCAUGGGCAAGGCAUUCUACAAGGGAGGAUUCGAACCGCGAAUGACCCGGCGUGAAGCGGCAUUGAUCUUGGAAUUACCUGAACGAACUCUCACCAAGGAUAAGGUGCGCAAGAAGCAUCGCCAACUGAUGCUCCUCAACCACCCGGACCGGGGCGGAAGCCCAUAUCUGGCCACUAAGAUCAACGAAGCGAAGGAAUUCCUGGAUAAACACGUUUAAGACGACAAAAGUGGAGCUGGGAUUGAAAGGAGAUCGCUACAUAGAAUCGCGUUCUGUCUACUGUACGAGGGAUACUUCUUUGAGCAUAGCAUGGCGUUGGGUUGGAAUUCGAAGGAGGGAAUAUCUUUUUUAUAAUGCUGUACCCAGCUGUACAAUGGUGUAUAUACUUUUGAUGAGAUCGCCACUCUUCGUUAUUCUUAUUAUCGCGGUUCUUUUCUCUAGGCGCUACCAAUUUCCACCGUACAACGCCAAGCGCCAGAAACACGAGAAAUAAUAAUUGAAUAAUUGCAUCAGCUACUCCAUAC